AUGUCGGCGUACGAGCUGUACGUGGCGGGCUACCAGUUCCUGGUGCUGAACAACGCUUUCACGUCCCACUGGGGCUUCCAGACCAUCAGGAGUCGGCCGAGCUGGAGGGCGAGGCAGCAGGAGGACAACAACAAGCUCAUGCCUGGCUUCGCGGAGGAGCUGAAGGCGAAGUACGGGAGCGACCCGAAGGACUUGGCCAAGAUGGCCUCCAAGAUUGCGAAGAUCCGCGUGGCUUAUGGGAAGCCGAUAUGAUGUGUGUGAUUGUUUUUCACGGAGGGGGGAGUCUGUCGUGAUCGUGAUGAGUGGGACCGAGACCUGUCACAUUGAUGGGGUCUUCCGAACGGUUUGAGUUUUCGACCUACGAGAGAUAGGUCGUGUCGAUUGUUUUCUCGGAGGGUUAUAUUUAUUAAGAAAAAGCUCUGGACGGUGGAACGUAAGUCUCCUGUAACGUUUGCUUUUUUAAUGGAUUCAUUUAUGGAAUCCAGUGCAAGAGGAGUCUUCGAACGGAAAACCGUUUCACGAUCCAGCAGUAACUUUGAACGUGCCGAGCAUGACCAUCCCGGUUCGCUCGGCUGUAACCCUAUGACCGUAUUCGUAAUCGGUCUGAACGGCGUGCUCGAUGAGGCGGGGUGCCGAACGCUUUUCGUGCCGCUUCUGCAGUCUGUUUCUCGUCUCUCUGCGUUCAAGUGGAAGAUCGCAGUGGAACAGCUCUGCCCGUGCGAGUCAGAGCGGGGAGAAGGUGGGGCAGGAGGAGGAAGGUGGGGCAAGGUGGAGCAAAUUUCGAUGUUUAACCGGCAAUACGCUUUCCGAGUAUUGUGACACCGCGGCUCAAGACUCUAGUUUUUGUUAUCGUCAUGCGCAUGCGAAGUGGAGGAUGUCACUCGCGGAUCGCGAAAGGCGCGGAGCCGGGAUCCUCCAGGGAGGACCCACAUGCGACUGUGAUGCCACGCCCUCGCGACUGCGAUGCCACGCCCUCGCGACUGUGAUGCCACACCCUUGCGACU
Messenger RNA from Darwinula stevensoni, 1004 nucleotides. The record is from the annotation of a GenBank genome assembly. Lineage: Eukaryota; Metazoa; Arthropoda; Ostracoda; Podocopida; Darwinulidae.